AAAGCAAGCAGUCAUAUUUUCUAUCAUCAAGCAAAGCACGGAUUUCCUGGAGUCAUUGAUCAAAAGCGCUGCUUGUCUAUUGGAUCGUCUUCACGAGGAGGAAUGGCUAGGAGUUACUUCAAACAAGAGCAUGAUCUUGAGAAGAGAAGAACUGAGGCUGCUAGGAUUAGAGAAAAAUACCCGGACAGGAUCCCAGUGAUUGUAGAGAAGGCAGAAAGGAGUGACAUCCCCAGUAUUGACAAGAAGAAGUACCUUGUCCCUGCUGACUUGACGGUGGGACAGUUUGUGUAUGUUAUCCGCAAAAGGAUUAAAUUAAGUGCAGAAAAGGCUAUCUUCAUAUUUGUGGACAAUGUCCUUCCACCUACAGGUGCCAUUAUGUCUGCAAUAUAUGAGGAGAAGAAGGAUGAGGAUGGCUUCCUUUAUGUUACAUACAGUGGCGAGAACACCUUUGGGAAUAAGACUUCCUUCUUCCAGUAGCCUCUCGAAACUUACACAUUGUAUAAUAAUCCAUUUGCUUUCAUUGGCUUCUGAUAAUCCCAUCAUCGUAUUCAUCUUAAUCAAGAACACUGCUUGAUGUUAUGUACAGUAUGCAUAUAAAUUCCAGUGGCCUACGUGAUGUUGAAAAAGUUCCCUUUUCAAUCUUCGGACUAUUUUCAACUUGGAGGUCUGGAUAAGGAAGAACAACUGAUCUCUGUUUGUAUAUAUAAUACCACAACUCUAAUAAGCCACUAUUCAUGAGUCAUAAAUAGUAGGGUUCUAUAUAUAA
Messenger RNA from Neltuma alba, 766 nucleotides. Its product is annotated as autophagy-related protein 8f-like. The coding region runs from base 103 to 477 and encodes 124 amino acids. NCBI's taxonomy places the organism in Eukaryota, Viridiplantae, Streptophyta, Magnoliopsida, Fabales, Fabaceae. The transcript has 6 exons. The record is from RefSeq and is a predicted model, not a curated record.